Molecule: messenger RNA, 1638 nt
Organism: Maniola jurtina (meadow brown)
Lineage: Eukaryota; Metazoa; Arthropoda; Insecta; Lepidoptera; Nymphalidae
Gene: Nmt
Product: glycylpeptide N-tetradecanoyltransferase 2
Exons: 1
Coding region: 88-1500 (470 amino acids)
Biological process (GO): N-terminal peptidyl-glycine N-myristoylation
Cellular component (GO): cytoplasm
Molecular function (GO): glycylpeptide N-tetradecanoyltransferase activity
Source: RefSeq, a predicted model, not a curated record
ACUUUGUGUAAGCAACUAGCAACACUGGGGAAUAGUGACUUGUCAAAAUAUUUGAUUUGCCUGGAAUUUUAAAUAAUUUUUAAUAAAAUGGAAGAAAAUAAAACUAUCCAAUCCAGUGAAUAUCAAAAAUCCAACGAGGAUAAAAACUCUAAAAAGAAAAACAAAAACAAAAAAAAGCGUAGUGGCGGUGAUGGAGAUACUCAAAGUUCGGUUACUUCCGAUGCAUUAGCGCUGCCAAAUUCUGGGGAUAUUCAUCAGAACAUCUCUUUAAAAGAUCUUAAAAUGGCAAUGGAAGUACUUAAUCUGCAGCAAAAGCCAGCAAAAACAACGGAAGAAGCUUUACACAAAUCAUAUCAGUUCUGGUCCACUCAACCUGUUCCAAAAAUGUACGAGAAAAUAAUUACCAACGAACCUAUUGAACCGCCAAAGACUCCUGAAGAAAUAAGAUCAGAGCCUUAUACAUUGCCCGAUGGCUUUCAGUGGGAUACUUUAAAUUUAAACGAACCACUUGUACUGAAAGAAUUGUACACUUUGCUUAAUGAAAAUUAUGUUGAAGAUGAUGAUUGCAUGUUCCGCUUUGAUUAUCAAACAGAUUUCCUGAAGUGGGCACUCCAGCCUCCAGGUUGGAGGAUGGAGUGGCAUUGUGGAGUGCGUGUAGUUAAAUCUGGUAGGUUAGUAGGUUUUAUAUCUGCUAUUCCGGCCACAUUGAGAAUUUAUGACCAUACUCAGACUGUUGUAGAAAUAAACUUUUUAUGUGUUCAUAAGAAACUACGUGCUAAGCGUGUCGCUCCUGUGCUCAUAAGGGAAAUAACGAGAAGAGUUAACUUGACAGGUAUCUUCCAAGGUGUUUAUACAGCAGGAAUAGUCUUGCCCAAACCAAUUGCAACUUGUCGUUAUUGGCACAGAUCUUUGAAUCCUAAAAAGUUGAUUGAUAUCAAAUUUAGCCAUCUGUCUAGAAACAUGACAAUGCAGCGAACUCUUAAGCUUUUUAAACUUCCUGACUUACCAAAGACACCAGGAUAUCGAAAAAUGGAACCUAAAGACUCUGACAAAGUUGUUAAACUUUUGAAUGACUAUUUACUCAAAUUUGAUUUGGUACCAAUAUUCUCUGAAGAUGAUUUUAAACAUUGGUUUGUUGCACAGGUGGGAAUUAUUGACAGUUUUGUGGUGGAAGCAUCUGAUGGCUCUAUUACUGACUUUGUAAGUUACUACACUCUUCCCUCUACUGUAGUUUAUCAUCCUGUACAUAAAACCUUAAAAGCCGCUUAUUCAUUUUAUAAUGUAUCUACCAAAACACCCUGGGUUGAUUUAAUGCUUGAUGCAUUGAUUACUGCAAGAAAUUCCGGGUUUGAUGUGUUUAAUGCUCUGGAUCUUAUGGAUAACAAAGAAUUUCUAGAACCUCUUAAAUUUGGUAUAGGUGAUGGUAAUUUGCAGUACUAUUUGUACAAUUGGAGAUGCCCUAGCAUAGCGCCUAACAAAAUUGGGUUAGUUCUACAGUAAAAAAUAUGUGAUAUAAAUAUUAUUUUGUGACUUGGCUUCAUACUAUUACUGGUAUUUUUCACAUGUAGUGUUUCAUUAUUUUGAAAAUAUAAUGUUAGCAUUAAAAGGUCUAAUAAAUUAUAUAUUAUCCUAAAAACU